GCCGAAAACAUGCACACUUGCAUCGUAACCUCACGACUGGCGCUGCGCCACCCUGAUGAACGAAUCCCCAGCAUGCAACAGUCCGCCGUUGGGCCCAUGGCUGGCGUCCCUCGACCAAGUGCUUUCGCUUGGGACCGUCUCCCAACUUGAGCAGUGGCUGCGCACCCACAUCGUCGUCACUGCGGGCGCACCAAACUCAACUGCAGCUGCUACGUUGAAUUCCUCGGAUGCUCCGAUCCCACCUGUCGCUCAUUCGUCCCAACAUUGUCGUGUGGAUACCUUGAUCAAAACAGUCAUCAAGCACGGGUGUCCAACACGGCUCGCUGUCUGUGUCGACCUAGUCCAGUGCGACACCUCGUUCUUGUCAUCGGCCGCAAUGGCGCAUUGGGUACAUUAUGCGUCCAUGUGCAACCAGCUCGAGAUGGCAAUUCACAUGCAACAGCGUCUUCUGCAUUGGCCAACCCUUCCUCCACGUUCGAAACCUGUCUUGCUCAACGUAAAUGCCGUGAACGGAUCCACAGGGACAGAGCGGACAAGGCCACACUGGCACACGCUAUCGUCAGUCAAUUCAACGACACAACACCAACGACAAAUCGACCGCAAGCCCAGUGCAAUGUGGAGUCUAGCCAACCAUUUACUCCACACGAGUGAAUUUAUCUAGACAGGGCACUAUCCACGAAAUGUACCUUCAGAACGCUGAGAAAAUGUCUCGAUUGAAUCCACAUGUCGAUGACCGGCUGGA
Molecule: messenger RNA, 742 nt
Organism: Aphanomyces invadans
Lineage: Eukaryota; Oomycota; Saprolegniomycetes; Saprolegniales; Verrucalvaceae
Exons: 1
Coding region: 56-661 (201 amino acids)
Source: RefSeq, a predicted model, not a curated record